AUGGGCCACAUAUUUUCAAAUAACUAUAUCUUCCUAGCGACCUUAUUGAUAAACUACUGUCAUGCAACCUUACUGGAUGAACAUGCUCUUUAUAACAAUGGAUCUUCUUCGGUUAGUGAGAUACCAAUCUCCUCGUCUAAAGAGUCUCCUGCUUCAAGCUCAUUCUUAAGUAAUACAGAGGAACCGUCCAUAAGUUCACAAGACUCUUUACCUGUGUCAAGCACGAUUGAGUUAUCAUCUGUUAUUACUACAAUGUCAGAAAGUUCCAUAUAUACUAGCACAUCAAGCAUAAUAAUAGAAAGCACAAUAACUUCCGUAAUACCGUCGUCCUUUAAAUCAGAUUACUCAUCUGAAUCCAUUGAAGUGUCAUGGUCAGAGUUAUAUUCGUAUGUUCCAAGUUCAGAAUCUAUAAUACACUCUUCAACUUCAACGUUACAAAACCCAUAUUUUAACUCCACAACAUCUUCUGAUUCUUCAAUAGAACCAACGUAUUCGCGAGAAGAAGUAGGUACAACUUCACAAGUUGCUGGUACAACAAUAGUAGAAGUUACAACUGUAUUACCAGAUCAGACCGUGACUAUAGAUACAAAUACUGGAAUUCAGCCAGUAGUUACACAGAAGGAAACAUAUACAAACAUUCCUGGUAAUAUCAAUGCUGAAACAAAUAUGAACAAUGGUCAAAAUACUGCUCUAGAAACCACUGAGGCCACUAAUAACCAACUAGGUGAUAACCAAGUUCAAACUACAACUGCAGCUGAAGAUUAUAACCCUUACCACCCAGAAAGACCUCAGGUCAAUAACGAUGCUAACACAAACACUGACGUACAAUAUACUGUACAAACUGCAAAAAGCCAGUCUGUUACUACUAACACUCAGCUGCAGAAUGUUCAAGGAACAGCUGUUACCUACGCAAGUAAUGCUAAUGGAGAGGACCGAAAGAAUACAAAGGCUAAUGUAGAUACAGUUGCCAGUAAUAAAGACACUGCAAAUAAUGAAGCUACAAAGUCUUACAUCUCUCAAAAUACAUUUCGAUCAGACACCAAAACUCUAAGUGGUCUACAAUCUACAACUGCAGAAACAAAUGUAGCCGUUUCACAACAAACCACUGAUAAAUAUAGUGUAAGCCAAACCCAAGGCGUGGCGAGUAAAAUUACUGCAAACGAUGGAACUGGAACACUGAAAGAUAAUAAGAAAACCCAAGAUACCCAGACAACAGGAAAAUCACAGUCCCUAACCAAUACUAUACCCGAAAAUGACGAUAUUGGAACAACAAGAGUCUCCGUUGAAUCACAGUCCCUAACCAAUACUAUACCCGAAAAUGAUGAUAUUGGAACAACAAGAGUUUCCGUUAAAUCACAGUAUACUGGGAAGAGUGCAGUAACUACUGAAAACAAAAUUACACACAUCAGUUCAAAUGAAAAAGCUUUAACAACUAAAGGGAACACAGCUGAUAAUACCUACACCACCAAUACUGUUUACUCAAAGGAGUCAAAAGUGACGAAUACCAAAGUCAGUGACAAUACUGCUACUACUGCGAAAGUUAAGUUAGGUUCUGCUUCCAGCAAUAAAAAUUCUGUUGUUACAAAUGCAAGUGGUAAAAUGACAGUCACAAAUAAUGGAGUGACAGGUGCGGCUGCCGCUACAAAGACUAAAAGUUCAUCAAAAUCCAGAGUCACGAUUCCAUACACCUUAUCAGCUAAUAAUAAUUGGCUUCCAAGUAGCAUAAUAAUUCAAACAACAAAAGCCUCAAAGUCUGCCACCUUUCUCAACCCAUCCUCAUUCCCAACAUCUCUCCCAGCCGCUAUUGCUGCUGGAGGCGAAGUAUCAGAACCAUCAAACACCACUUUAGUCACAAUUGGGUUUGGUUCUGAGUUAAACUACAACUUUUUGGUUGAUAAUCCAUUAUCUUCCGCUCAAAUUUUUAAUUUUCUUCCUGAGGCACUGCUCUACCCAUUUUAUGUCGAUGAAGUAUCGGAUGAGUCUGAUGUGAAUGAUGAUAAUAUAUCAUAUGAGUCUAUUUUUGUCUCAAUAUCUGUAUCCGAUGGUACCACGACACUUUCUCCAACAGCAAGCUUAGUCGAGAGAGGGCUAUCCUUUGUCAAUAAUACUUCUGAACUUGCACAAAUUCUAUCUCAAUCAUCAGGAAUUAUCAACACCAUGGAAACUGUAAAUAGACUUGUCGAACAAACUACUACAACAGCAACCCAAAGUGGAUCUUUCACAACUGUAUCUUCUACAGUAUCUUCUUCCUCUGUCGCCACCAUAGACAGUUCUUUGAUUAAGGUUAAACAGAUAUCGCCGUACAUUGAUCCCGAGAGAGACUAUGUGGUAUCCGUUGCAGAAGUUUAUUUCCCAAGCGAUUUUGUGGAUUCACUGAAAGCCCAUUUCCAAGAUAAAAAUUCUGUGCUAUAUGACAACCCUGUUCCAUCGCUAAAAUCGUUAAUGAACUUAACAGACUCAUCUGUAGCUCUACAAGGCUUAGUCCAUAGCUCCGACGAUUCUGAAUCAUCUACUAACUCAGAAGAGAGCAACGAAAAUGAACAAGAGGCCAGCCAAGUCUUUAAAUCCUCUAUAAAGAAUGGUACCCAAUAUGGUUCAUUAGAUGUUACUGGUAUCAAAGGCUCCACUUUACCUAAUCCAAUCAGAAACCGUCUAAUAAUAUUUUUAACAUGCAUGGUAUUUGGUACCUUCAUGUGGGUAUUUAGUUUCUUGGCUUUAUUCAAAUUUAUCAAAAGAAGAUGGUUUGUUUCAAAAUCCGUAUCAUUAGACAAUCCACGUCGUUCUAUUUUAAAUAUAACCAAAAUCGGAUUGUAUGGUGAUGACAUAGGAAGUCUUUGGUCGGGUGAUAGUUCCAAUUCUUCUGAUAGUUUCAACGAAAAAGUUAAAAAUAUAGUAGAAAACAGAAGAUCAAGACAUCAAAGACAAACGAGAACAUCUGGUAAUGGCGAUAACUUAUCCUUAUGUUACAACAAUUUCAUCCAAAACGCCAAUGGUGAUACACUAAUAACUAGCAACGGUCUGAGUUUUUCUCCAGUUAGUCACGAAUUCGCUGAUUAUACUCAUCAGAUAGUGCCUACUUUUAAUAGUUCAGAAUAUGAGACUGUCAAUGAUUCUUUCGAUUUUGAUUUAGCAAAUACACACAACAAUCCAUUUUCCGACAAUUAUAGAAUAUCACCAAAGUCUAAGACAAUCGACCUAUUUCGUGAUGAUUUGGACGAAAAUUUUGAGAUUGGGGAAGAAAUUGAGGAAGAAGAAAGCGUUGCUGACAUAGAUGUGGGAGAACUUGACGAACUUGACGAAGAAUUAUACAAAAAUCUCAUGGGAACUAUUAAGGGAAGAGACCCUAACGAUCCGCUUUCAAUCGAGGCCAAAAAAUUGAUGGCUCAAAUUGGUAAACAAUACCCUCAUAACAACUUCCAAUCAAUGACCGACCAGUAG
Messenger RNA from Maudiozyma saulgeensis, 3438 nucleotides. The record is from the annotation of a GenBank genome assembly. Lineage: Eukaryota; Fungi; Ascomycota; Saccharomycetes; Saccharomycetales; Saccharomycetaceae.